This is a messenger RNA of Limulus polyphemus (Atlantic horseshoe crab), 1344 nucleotides long. Its product is annotated as dual oxidase-like. Lineage: Eukaryota; Metazoa; Arthropoda; Merostomata; Xiphosura; Limulidae. The transcript has 8 exons. The annotation marks the transcript as partial. Gene Ontology annotation, cellular component: plasma membrane; NADPH oxidase complex. Gene Ontology annotation, biological process: superoxide anion generation; defense response. Gene Ontology annotation, molecular function: superoxide-generating NAD(P)H oxidase activity. The record is from RefSeq and is a predicted model, not a curated record.
CUCAGACUUCCGACCUACGAUAACAUACUGGUUAUUUCAAACAGUAACAGGUAUCACGGCCAUCUUGCUCGUUGUCACGGUAUGUAUCAUAUUUAUCUUCGCCCACCCUCUUAUCAGGCUAAAGGCGUACAAAUACUUCUGGCUUACCCACAAUUUGUACGUUGCUCUGUACAUUCUCUGUCUGAUACAUGGCCUGGCGAGGCUAACUGGGCCUCCACGGUUUUGGUAUUUUUUCAUUGUUCCGGCUAUUAUCUAUGUUCUGGACAAAGUUACCAGCUUGCAGACAAAGUUUGUGGAGCUGGACAUCCUGGAAACUGAACUUCUUCCAUCCGACGUCACGAAAAUUAAGUUUACGAGACCGCCAAAUUUCAAGUACUUGUCUGGUCAGUGGGUUAGGUUGACCUGUACGGGUCUCCGACGAAAGGAAUAUCAUUCUUUCACACUGACGUCAGCACCACAUGAAAACUUUCUGUCGGUCCAUGUGAAAGCACAAGGUCCAUGGACGUGGAAACUUCGAAAUUAUUUUGAUCCCAGCAACGUUCGGAAAGAAGAAAUGCCAAAGAUACGGCUUGAGGGUCCGUUUGGUGGUGGCAAUCAAGAUUGGUAUGAAUUUGAGGUGGCUGUUAUGAUCGGGGGUGGGAUUGGAGUGACACCUUACGCCUCAAUUCUAAAUGACCUAGUAUUUGGAACAUCCACCAAUAGGUAUUCUGGUGUGGCCUGCAAAAAAGUUUACUUUCUGUGGAUCUGCCCCUCCCACCGACACUUUGAAUGGUUCAUUGAUGUUCUGAGGGAUGUGGAGAAGAAGGAUGUCACUAAUGUGUUGGAGAUCCACAUCUUUAUUACUCAAUUCUUUCAUAAAUUUGACCUUAGGACGAUUAUGUUGUAUAUCUGCGAGAACCAUUUCCAGAGGAUUUCUAAUUCGAGCAUGUUCACGGGGCUGAAAGCUAUCAAUCACUUCGGUAGACCAGACAUGAUUAAUUUACUAAAGUAUAUAAGGAAAAAAUAUGGCCACGUGAAUAAAAUUGGAGUGUUUAGCUGCGGUCCUACUGCCCUGACCAAAUCCAUAACCACGGCCAUUGAGACCGUCAAUAACGCUCGAAUCCUUCCCCGUUUUAUCCAUCGGUUCGAGAACUUCUAAGUACGCUUUCGUGCCAUUUAUAAUGCCAGGUCAGAAGAAUCGGAACUCCGAAAGAACGGACACGCGAGAUGGGUUAUAAUUGGGUGAUUCGUACUGUGAAUAACAGAAAGAUACACGGGAAUGAAAGUACCAUACUUUUAGAAGUUUAAUAUCUGUCUGUUGUAUCAGAUUUAAUGUAAAAACAAAUUUCUAUAGUUAUUUUUUUA